This is a messenger RNA of Dermacentor silvarum, 1640 nucleotides long. RefSeq names its product KAT8 regulatory NSL complex subunit 2 (gene dgt1). The record is from RefSeq and is a predicted model, not a curated record. Bases 95 to 1513 code for a protein of 472 amino acids. Gene Ontology annotation, cellular component: NSL complex. NCBI's taxonomy places the organism in Eukaryota, Metazoa, Arthropoda, Arachnida, Ixodida, Ixodidae. The transcript is spliced from 2 exons.
CUGCGUCGCAUCGAAAACGUUCGAGACACGACGCAGCGUAGUCGGGCGUCGGUCCUGUUCGAGAAGAAAGGCGAAAUGGCUGCCUACUGUCUUGAUGAUUCGUUCCAAGUUUGAGCCGUCUAACAAAGGCAAGCUUGCGCUGAAUUUGUCUGCGAGUACUAAAGGCCAAAAGUGUAGACACCAGCAAGACAUCGCAGCAAUGAGCGUCAUCAGGCGAGUCAUGGUGAGCCGAAAACCGAGGACGGUCACCGCCCCGGAACGCAAACUAUGCAACUACAUGCACCGCGUGUGCCUCCAAGCCAGAAUCGAAGGCUACGAGUACUGCAUGCGGCACGUUCUCGAGGACAAAACUGCUCCUUUUCGACAGUGUGCAUACACCCACGCUCAGAGCGGGCGCCGGUGCGCCUAUGCGGCGCCGAAAACUGACAAACGGGAGUCUCUCUGCCAGUUUCACGCGCGAAAGGCUCUCCAGCACCGUCGUUCGUCCGGAAAAAAGCAGCACCUCGUCGAGACGCCGCAGAAAGUGAUCGAAACGUUGGAGCACUACUGCCGAGACCCGCAGCAUUCCGUGGACCAAUCGGACACCGCGAGAAACACGGUGAAGUUUUACGAUGUCGAAAGUGACGAGGAGCCUCCUACGAUCGGAGAGAUCCGACCGUACGCUGAAUACGACAGUGAUGCCGACAGUCUCGACAACGACCUGGACGAUCCGCUCCGGCACGCCGGCGUAUUCACCGUUGAGGAAGCCUCGUCAAUCACUCGAGAUAAGCUGGUGCGGUUGCAGAGACUGUACUUGGACCAUUUUAAAAGGCUGGCGGACAUCCUGACGCAAAAGCGUGCUCAGUACCUUCGUAACAAGGCCACGUCAGUGCCUGUGACCAAGGACUUCGCCUCGCCUCAGGAGGAGGCGCUCUACAAGCGGUACCGCGCCUAUUACCGGUACCAUCGCACCUACGGUCCCGAAGCUAUUCUCAAGGCUCGGUUCAAGCGCAAGCAGAAACGCUUGGGUGAUGUCAAACCCGUGACUUGCAGCCAGGCAGGGUGCAGCAAGAGCGUCAUACCCUUGUCGAGGUUCUGCCGCUCUCACAUCCUUAACGACCGCAAACAACAGCUGUUUGAGCGCUGUGAUGGUGACAGCAACAAUGGCCAGCCUUGCAGCACAGUAAUGUUCAAAGUCCGCAGCCCGCGCGACGUCUGCCUGAUUCAUGCAGCGCCCAGCCCGGCCUUGGGCCGCAGUGUCACCGAAAGCAUAGGCAGCAGUGAAAACGCACAUGUGGAUGUUGAGAGCACAGUUGAUAUGGACAUUCCUGAAAUAGAGCAUUUCCAGUCCAUGGACGACAUAGCUGCCUUGGGCUUGGAUGUGGUGCAGCCUGGUUGCCUUUUUGGCCUAAACCAAUUUGGAGACCCUGGUGAAUCGACCGACUCGGCCCUGUCAGAUGAUGGGGGUACCAGCGGCAUCAUAGGCUUGGGAGCGCCUUCUGACAUCCUAGAUGAUGUGGAUGUUGUCAAGUGACACCCAACUGAGUUUCAGUGUGAACCGAGUUUUCAAGACCCCUCACAAGCAAAAUUGAAUGUGUUAACCGACUAGUCCAGUUUCAUUGUGAGAACAGCAUUGAUUAAAAUGUUGGCUAAGUUGGUUA